AUUUUCUCUUGUUCGUUAAUUCUUCGUCUCUCUCUCUGUUUUUCUCUUGCGACAUGGCUGAGCCGGAACCACGAGAUGAUCCCGAAUAUAUGAAAAACUUCCACGGCUUUCUUUAUUAUGAUAUCACCAAUACUUGUUUUCUCGAAGAGGACAGAGAUUCGAAUCUUGAAGAAGAGUCGACUAAGAUAAAUCCGGAGCUUUGUGAUGAUGUUUUCGCUCGAAAACCACAAGUGAAAGACUCUGAUUCUUGUUCCGCCAUUAACGAAGCCACCAAGAAAACAUAUGCUUCUUCUUCAAGAAACCGUGACACUAGUGAAUCUGGCGAGAUAAGGAGGGUAGGUGAUAAAGAAGAUGAUCGCAAGGAAUCUGAUGAUGAAUGUGAUUUAUACAAGAGAUUUCAUGAUAUCGAGAGGUUUUAUGAUAGAUUUUUUGGGUUCUCAGACCAUAGAGAAGAAGCUGAAAGCAGAGAAAUACAGAGCCACGAAGAAACUUGUAGUCUUAUUACUCAGCCUUCACAUCAGAAUCCAAGGCUUAAUCUAAUUGCUACGAGUGAUCAAACGAUGAACCUGCGACAGCAACUCACAAGACCAAACCGUGGAUCAACAUCGUCUACAAGUGAGCGAAACAAAACCAGCCAACUCUCUCCAAAUGCAGCACCAUGGAGCCCUCAUGACACAAAUCAGAAUCGAAAUCGUUCUGAGUCUGAAAUGUCUCUAGUGAUGAUGCCUUCUAGAGAAAAUCUUGGAUUAGGUCAUCAGAAUCCAAGGGUUAGUCAGAUUAUUAGGAGUGGAUCAACAUCGUCUACAAGUGAUCAAAACAAUACAGACCAAGUUAUUGGUAUGCAGAGUCAACUUUCUCCCAAUGCAGCACCAUGGAGCCCUAAUAACAACACAUAUCAGCAGCUUCCAGUGGCUAACCAGAUGUGGCUGACCUGGAAUUCUGGAAUGCCGCAAGAGGACAGCCAAGAUCAUUUGCAGUCUCAAGGAUUUAACACUAUACCAUCUUCUGAACAAGGCAAAUAUCAGCAGCAGCCUAGACAAACUAAUGCAGAAGAGAAGAAUUGUGUGCAAGUCAAUAAUUUUGUUACAAUGAUGGACGUGAUCAUCGAUACUCUGAGUGGAUCAUCGUUCUCCAUUACUGUUGAUUUCUGGGAGACAGUGUUAUCGAUAAAAGAAAAGAUCGAGAAGUCUCAAGGUAUCCCUGUUUCGAAACAAACUCUUUACUUCCAAGGCAAGGUUCUUCAAGAUCAUGUUCAUAAGUUUGCUUGCACGAUCCUCUUCGACUCUCGUCUCCUUCUCUCCAUCUCUCCCGAGGAUAACCCUAAUCAGAACAACGAUCAAAUGCUUAUAGAUUCAGCGACAGGCAAAAAGAUCACGAAGGUGACGGCGAGGAGAAUCAAGAAUGAAUUUUCAUCACGACCGGCAUAUUCACUUGUUGAGUUACUUGCCCCUCAAGAUUCGGCAACUGUGAAGGUUGGUAAUCAAGUAGUUCAAACCACUGAGCAAUCUCCACCGUCAGACUCAGCCAAAGAGGUCCUUCCUGUGGAAAUGAAGAUCAACCCCAGCCCGAUGAAACUGACAGUAUAUGUGAAGCCAUAUGAAGAUGAUCCCAGGAUAAUUCAAGUAGAGGUUAACGCAGAUGAUAACGUUGAAGAACUGAGGAAAGAGCUGUUUAAGAGGCAAGAGAGGGGUGAGUUAGAUCUGCCUCAAGAAAGGUUUUACUUAGUAGAAAGUGCGAUACCAUUGAGCGAAUCUAAGUCAUUCGAGCGGAACCUUGUUGUUGACGGCGAUAGAAUUGAGAUUAUCAGCGAGCUAUCAUCAUCUUUUAUUUCCUUUUAGUCUUUCUUCGAGUUCUCUUGCUUUGUUCAAAGUUCAUAGCUUUCUGCGAAUAUGCUAUGACAUGUAAUUACCAAUAUUGUUGUUGUUUAAAGAAGAGAAACUAGUUCUUGUUUAGUUACAUCUUUGCGAAAUUAGCGAUAAAGAUUUACUUUUCAU
This is a messenger RNA of Arabidopsis arenosa, 1994 nucleotides long. NCBI's taxonomy places the organism in Eukaryota, Viridiplantae, Streptophyta, Magnoliopsida, Brassicales, Brassicaceae. The record is from the annotation of a GenBank genome assembly.